Molecule: messenger RNA, 7722 nt
Organism: Drosophila mojavensis
Lineage: Eukaryota; Metazoa; Arthropoda; Insecta; Diptera; Drosophilidae
Gene: Dscam4
Product: Down syndrome cell adhesion molecule-like protein Dscam2
Exons: 31
Coding region: 118-5940 (1940 amino acids)
Biological process (GO): axon guidance; homophilic cell-cell adhesion; dendrite self-avoidance
Cellular component (GO): plasma membrane; axon
Molecular function (GO): cell-cell adhesion mediator activity
Source: RefSeq, a predicted model, not a curated record
AAAAACAAAAAUAAAGCAAACAGAAUAACAAAAAGCAGCAAAAAUAAAAUCAGCGAAAUUUGGCGUUUAAAAUUCACACAUAAAAAAUGUAAUGGAAAGCAUUAGUGCUCAUAAAAAAUGGAUUUACACGGCCUUUUUAAGGCUGUCCUGAUCCUGUACAUCAUACGAGCUGAGAGCAGCUUUGCAGUGCAUGGCUUGGAUCUGCAGGGACCGAUAUUUCUGCACGAGCCGCCGCAUCGCGUUGAGUUCUCCAACAAUUCGGGCGGCCUCAUAGAGUGCUCCGGCCAUGGCAGUCCCCCACCAGAGGUGGAAUGGACGCCCAUACCGCCGCAGCAGGACAUGGUCUUCCAGCUGUCCAAUGGCAGCAUGAUGUUCUAUCCGUUCACGGCCGAAAAGUAUCGCCACGAGGUGCACGCCACCGUCUACAGAUGCAAACUACGGAAUCUGGUCGGCACCGUGCUCAGCCGGGAGGUGCACGUGCGCGGCGUUGUCAACCAGAAGUAUACGGUGCAGGUGCACGACGAGUACGUGAUGACGGGCAACACGGCUGUGCUGAAAUGCCAGGUGCCCAGCUACAUGUCGGAGUUUGUGCUAGUCACCGCCUGGGUGCAGGACACCGGCAUGCAUCUGUAUCCAAACACGGACAUCGGCGGCAAGUACACGGUCCUGUCCAACGGCGAAUUGUACAUAAAUAAUGCGGGGCCCAAUGAUGCGUACAAAAGCUACACAUGCCGCACUGUAAAUAGACUGACAGGUGAAAUACAAAUUUCGACAUAUCCCGGCCGCAUUAUUGUAACCGAGCCCAAGGGCAUGGUACAGCCGCGCAUUAACGUCGAGAAGCAUUCGAUGCGGCAUGUCGUCCUUAAUGGCCAAACAACGUUGCCCUGCAUUGCUCAAGGACAUCCAGUGCCAACCUAUCGCUGGUUCAAGGAGGAGAACGAGCAGCUGCUGCCGCUGCAGCUGAGCGAACGCAUCACGAUUGUAUCCGCGGGUCUGCUCAAAAUAACCAAGGCGCGUCUCGAGGACAGCGGCAAAUAUCUGUGCUGGGUCAAUAACACGGCUGGCGAGGAGACCAUCCAGGUGUCUCUCACCGUGACAGCUCCCUUGACCGCACACCUGCAGCCGCAGGUGCAGACCGUGGACGUCGACAAGGAUGCACAAUUCCAAUGCAUUGUCUCUGGCCAUCCGGUGCACGAUGUCAACUGGCUGCACGAUGGCAAGCCAAUACUGCGCGACAAUCGCGUCGAGAUACUCACCGAUCCUGCGCGUCUGAUCAUUAAGAAGGUGCAAAAGGACGAUCCCGGCAUGUAUCAGUGCUUCGUCUCCAACGAGUGGGAGCAAAUCCAGUCAACAGCUGAGCUCCAAUUGGGCGAUGCUUCGCCGGAACUGCUUUAUUGGUUUUCGGAGCAAACACUGCAGCCGGGGCCGACGGUAUCAUUGAAAUGCGUUGCCACCGGAAAUCCACUGCCGCAAUUUACAUGGUCUUUGGACGGAUUUCCGAUACCAGACAGCUCUCGCUUUUUAGUGGGUCAAUAUGUUACCAUCCACGACGAUGUCAUCAGCCAUGUGAAUAUUUCAAACGUCAAGGAGGAGGACGGCGGCGAGUAUACCUGCACGGCGCAGAAUGCGAUUGGCAAGGUCUCGCAUAGCGCCAAAGUGAACAUCUAUGGUCUGCCUUACAUACGUGAAAUGCCAAAAAUAACGGGAAUCUCUGGCUCUGAUUUGAUUGUUAAAUGUCCUGUGGCUGGUUAUCCCAUCGAUAAAAUACACUGGGAGCGCGAUGGCCAAACGCUGCCCAUAAAUCGACGACAGCGCGCCUAUAACAAUGGCACCUUAAUUAUCGAGCAGCUGCAGCGGCUGGAGGAUGCGGGCACGUACACGUGCAUGGCCCAAAACAAGCAGAAGCAGACAUCCAGGCGGAAUGUGGAGAUUCAAGUGUUGGUGCCACCGAAAAUCAUGCCCAUUCAGGCCAUGACGAAUAUGCUGCGCGAGGGCAUGCGGGCUGCCAUAUCCUGCCAGAUCCUGGAGGGCGACCUGCCGGUCAGCUUUCGCUGGGAGCGCAAUGGCAAGCCGCUCAUAGGCACCGGCAAUGAGGUAUUCCGGCGCCUGGACGAGUACUCGGCCAGCUUGGUCAUCGAGCACAUCACCUCGGAUCAUUCGGGCAACUACACGUGCAUCGCCAGCAACGUGGCGGGCACGGAGAGAUUCACGGUGCCGCUGACGGUGAAUGUGCCGCCCAAGUGGAUUUUGGAGCCGAAGGACUCGAGCGCACAGUCCGGCACAGAUGUGCUCGUCCACUGUCAGUCCGCCGGCUAUCCGAAGCCGACGAUUACGUGGAAGAAGGCGAUUGGGCCGACGCCGGGGGAGUACAAGGACUUCCUCUACGAGCCCAGCGUGCAGCUCUUUCCCAAUGGCACCAUCUACUUCAAGAAGAUCAGCAAGGAGUCGCAGGGGCACUUCCUCUGCGAGGCCAAGAACAACAUUGGCUCCGGUGUCAGCAAAGUGAUUUUCCUCAAAGUCAAUGUGCCCGCCCAUUUUCCAACGAAAACGAAACAAAUCUCGGUAGCCAAGGGCAAGCAGGUGCAUGUGCAGUGCAAUGUGCAGGGCGACAAUCCAAUUGACUUCAAAUGGAAAAUCCAGGCAACGCAACAAUAUCUUGACGAGUCGCUCGAUUCACGCUAUACCAUACGAGAUCAAGUGCUCGACGAUGGCAUGGUCUCCGAAUUGGGCAUUUCGCACACAUACCGCCAGGAUACAGGCAUUUAUAUCUGUCAGGCCAACAAUGCAUUUGGACAGGACGAGAUGUCCAUACAGCUAAUCGUGCAGGAGGUGCCGGAGCAGCCGAAGAAUCUGCGCAUCAACUCGCAGCAGUCGCGCAGCCUGCAGCUGACGUGGAGCCAGCCAUUCGCCGGCAACAGUCCCAUCGAGCAGUACCACAUCUACUACAAGCAAAUCUCAGACAUCUGGCAGAAUGCGGAGCACAUUGACAUCAGCGGCGCCCAGACGGUGGUCAACAUACAGCAGCUGCGCCCGGCCAAGGCCUACCACAUACGCAUGUCGGCGGAGAACAAGCUGGGCGCCUCCGAGUUCUCGGAGGUGGUGCAGGUGACGACGCUGGAGGAGGUGCCGUCGGGGCCGCCGCUGCAGGUGCGAGCCGAGGCCAAGAGCUCCACGGAGAUCUCUGUCACCUGGGAUGCGCCCGAGCGGGAGCACUGGAACGGCAUCCUGCUGGGCUACUAUGUGGGCUACCAGAUGUCGCUCACGCCCCAGGACAAGGAGGUGAAUCCCACCCAAGGCUUCAGCUUCAAGACCGUCGAGGUGCGCUCCCACUUCGGCGGCGAGACGGUGCUCAGCAACCUCAACAAGUUCACCCAGUACCAUGUGAUUGUCCAGGCCUACACCAGCCAGGGCAGCGGGCCGCCCAGCAAGGAAAUUGCUGUGCAAACAAUGGAGGAUGUGCCCUCAAGCCCGCCAGAGUCGCCGCAAUGCGAUGUGCUUGGCUCCACAUCGAUUUAUAUCACCUGGUCACCGCCGGAUAUUGACGGACAAAAUGGCAAAAUCAAGGGCUACAAAGUGUUUUACAUAUCGGUCGAUGAGCUUUACGAAGCGGAGCCGGAGGUUGUCAAGUCAACAAAUCAAUACGUCACCAUUGAGAAUCUGCGCAAAUACACAAACUACACGGUCUGGGUUUUGGCUUACACCAAAGUGGGCGACGGGAUGAAAACCAAACCAUUUUAUUGCCGCACCUAUGAGGAUGUGCCAUCGGCGCCGCAGGCCAUCAAAGCGAUACCCGCGUCGAGCACCAAAAUCAUCGUAUCCUGGCUGCCGCCCGAUCUGCCCAACGGUGACAUUACUGGCUACACCUUCUACAUGUCCAUGCUGGAGGGGGGCCGCGAGGAGGGCACGCACAAGCGGGUGCUCGGGCCCUACGUGGAGAUGCACGAGACGGUGCGCACGCAGGAGUCGGCCACCUACCAGUUCUGGCUGACGGCCUCCACCAAGGUGGGCGAGGGCGAGAAGACGCAGGUGGUGACGGUGCCGCCGAACAACAAGGUGCCCGCGCGCAUCGUCUCGUUCAGCCAGCGGAUUGUGACGCCCUGGAAGGAGAACCUGGAGCUGCCGUGCCGCAAGGUGGGCGCGCCCGCGCCGGUGACCAUCUGGCGGCAGGACGGGCACAACAUGGAGACGAGCGCGAGGAAGACCAUAGCCAAGAACGGGACGCUCUACUUGCGCGAGUGCCAGGCGAGCGACGCGGGCAACUACACCUGCAGCGUGGAGAACACCUGGGGCAAGGACGAGAUCGUGUACAGCAUUGUGGUCAAGGUGCCGCCGGAGGCGCCCAACCUGACGGUGGUGAACAGCUACACGGACAGCCUGCACCUGGAGUGGCUCGACAACAGCCACGGCGGCAGCCCCAUCCUGGGCUACGUGAUCAACUACAAGCGGGACAACGGCGACUGGGAGGAGCUGCAGGUGGACGCCAAGACCAACUCGCACCUGCUGAGCAACCUGUGGUGCGGCACGCGCUACCAGCUGUACAUAACGGCCUACAACAAGAUCGGCACCGGCCUGCCCUGCGACAUCGUCAACUCCUACACCAAGGGCAACUCGCCCGUGCAGCCGAAGCACUCGCAGAUGAUAACCAACAACUCGACGAGCGUCACCUGCUGGCUGGACUCCUGGGGCGACGGCGGCUGCGGCAUACUCUACUUCAUGAUCGAGUCGCGGGUCUACGGCCGCUCCGCCUGGAACGUCGUCUCCAACCACAUACCGCCCACCGAGCGCAUCUACACGGUCAGCGACCUGGUGCCGGGCACCAAGUACCAGCUCAAGGUGACGGCCCACAACAAUGCGGGCUCCACGACGGCGGUGUACAACUUUACGACGCUCUCGCCCCAAGGCGUCCUCUACAACAACGACCAUUCGACGCCCGUCUCGCACCUGAGCGAUCUGCCCUUCUAUGCGAAUUUCAAGCUGCUGCUGCCCAUCUGCGUGUCGCUCCUCAUGCUGCUGGCGCUCAUUGCGGCGGCGCUGUUCCUGCGCAAGCGAAUUCACUCGCCCGCAGAGCUGAGCAACCAGGCGCGUCUGGCCAGCUCCUCCAUGUCGGAGUCGCCCUCCCUGGCCAAUCUGCAGAACAAACAGAAUCGUGACCAGCAGUACUUGGCCGUGCGCUGCAAUCCGACGAACUCCGCGCCGCGUGGCUCCAACUCCAACGAUUCGGGCAGCUUUGGCAAGGCCGAGGGCAACGAGUAUAUCGAGGACAUCUGCCCCUACGCCACGUUCCAGUUGAACAAGCAGACGUACAGCGAGAGCUCCUACAGCGGCAACGUCUACAGCGGCCCGUAUCACUCGGUGCGCGGCUCCUUUGUCUAUCACGAUGUCAAGCCAGAGAGCUAUCACUCCAAGGAGCCAGAGUAUACAAAGGUGCGCCGAAAAGUAGGCCGUCUACGCGACCCGCACUCAGAGAGUCAAGAAUCGGACAAUCCAGGUUCAACAGAUUCCGAAGUUAGGAAAAUCCUAACGCUUCACAUACCAAUUACAGAAUAUGACACACUCGGCUCCGAGUCCGACAAUGAUGUGUCCGCCCGCGCUCUUAACUCGGCCAAAUAUCGCGCACAACGCGACACUCAAGAUGAGACAUCCUCCUCGUCGGAGACCACGCCCACCAGCAUGACCCGCAAAUCGAAGCCCCCCUUCGCCGCCCGCAAGUCCAGCAAGCCGGGCACCAGCGGCAAGCGCCACGUGCGCAGCUCCAGCGGCUACUCGAGCCACAAUGAAGAGACUACAUUUAGCAUAUCCAACUAUCCACCAAACUACCAGGACCACAUCAAUCCACCGGCCCGUUUCUCGGAUGCCAACGACAAGGCGAAGACCCAAACGUCGCCACGAAUGCGUGCCAAUCAGAAGCUGCAGCGUGAAGCUUUCCAAAUCAAUGUCUAAGGACACAUAAACUAAUUUUUAAAUUAAUCAAAUAUUGGAAAAAAAAAAAUAAUACAAAGUGUUGAUUGAAAAUUGAAAACUCUUCAAAUGGUCACGAUGCCAUAUAGAAGGCAGACAAAUUUGUUGUAAAAUCUAAUUUAGGGAAUACCCCUAUGGAGGAACUAGAGAAAAGUUUCUACCAGAAGCACAAAACUGUUGUAAAAUCUUGAAAACAAAAACAAAAAUCGAUACGAUAAAGGCAAACAUAAUUGUUAUGUAAAAUCUUAACAGAUAGAAAAAGCUAAAUAUGGCAAAUCCUAUAUAGGGCGAAGAUCUGUUGUAAAAUCCAACAUAUUAUACAAGAAAUCCUUAUAGACUUGGCUAACACACACACUCCACUUCAAAAACAAACAGGCAUUUCUUUAACAAUUUAUGAAUUGUUAAAAAUUAAAGUAUUAGAAUACAAACUGCAUACUAAGUGAAAUAUAAACAGCAAAAAAAAAAAAAAAAUUAUGAAAAAUAAAAUACACAAGUGUAACUAUUUACAACAACAAAAUGAAUAACAAAUCAAGAAUAAUAAGAACUUUUCGAGCAUUUUUGAUUUUCAACGAACAAAUUUAAUUUAAACUACAAAAAAAAAAAAAAAAAAAAUAAUAAGGAAAAUGAAAUAUAAACCAUAAGACUUAUUUACAUACUGAUUAUGCUUAGUUUAACUUCAAAAGCUGCAAAAAAUAAUAAUAUUAAAAUAUUUAUAUUAUAAAUGGAAUGAAUGUUAAACAAAAAAGAAUUAUAAAUGAUAAAUUAAAAAAAAUAUAUAUUAUUGCAAUAAAUGUUAAAAAUAAUACACAAGAUUACAACUUAAGCAUUUAAUGUGUAUUUAAAAAAAAAUAAUUUUAUAAAAUUGCGGCAGGCCGUAUUUAAAAUGUUUUGCAUAGCUGAAGGAACUACCGAAUGUAGUGUAGUUAAGAGCAGAGCAUUAAGAGAAACGGAUUAUGAAAGACAACUACAUAUAAUGCAUGCAUGAAAUACACAUACAUAUAUUCACACACUCGUACACACAUAUAUAUCUAGUAAAUUAAAAGGUUUACGUUAAAUUGUUUAUGUUUUUCUCUCCGACCCCGAUGAAAAACUGAAGGAAAAUGUUAGCUAGUUAUUUAAAUUAAUUUAAAGUAUAAACAAACACGCAUCUAAUAGUUUAUGAAACUGUUGUACAUAGCUAAGCAUUAUAAUACCUAAUUAUACAAAUCAUAUAUAUAUGUAUAUGUAUAUGUAUAUGAAUUUAGAGGAAUAUUUAGUAGCCAAAGUCGUAAGCCAGCAUGCAUUUUCAUCAAAGAAACACUGAAAGCAGUAAAGCGAACCCAGCUCAAGAUACUACAAGAUACAGAAUUAUAUAGCGCCGAUUCCAGUUUGCCAAAACUCUAGACCAUAUAGCUUUCACACACCUGUACACCUCCUGUACACCUGUACUAUAAGUAGACGACUCUGAUUACAUUUUGCAAUAGCCAAAAAGCAAGCAAGAUCCAACCAAUUUACAUGACAAUAUGAUCACAACAACCAGGCAUACAUUAUAUACUAGUAUAACAUUUAAAUCACACACACACACACACACACAAACACAACGUUGUAGUUCACAAGAAAAUAAGCAUAUAAAGUAUAAAGCGAAGCAAAGCAGAAACAAAACUCACAUCUCUAGUCAUAUUAACUAUUAACUUAUCUAAGCAAUCUCUAAAUGGAAUUACAAGUUUUUGGCAAUGCAAAACUUUUUCAGACUGCACCGAUUUAGGCAUUUCAAAGUUUUGGAAA